AUGAGCCUAAAACAGACGAGCAAGUAUGGGUCUCAAAAAUCUUUCAGGAACCACAACUAUACAUCCAGAAAUGACCUGAACUACGACAACAUCACCGACAGGUUCAUCUCAACCUUGGAAGAUAAUGGAAAUCAAGGGUAUUAUCGAAGCUUCAUUACCAAAUCUUCGGGGUUCCACAAUAAGCAAAAUGAGAUCAGGAGUCCAAUAACAGGCGAAAAUGGGUUUUUCGACAAUCCCUUUCUGAUUCGUGAUGAUAACUUUCUUCUGAGAUCCAAUCAGGAGUCGUCCACGAGACGAACUGGUAACCUGACAGAAGAUGAUAUUGCGAGACGAUUUGACGACCUUUCUGUCAACGACGGAUCAGAAUCAGAGCCAUUUCAUAAAGAGGACACCAGUAUCCACAAAGUUAGCGUUGCAAAAGCUUUGGGGUUUCGUAUCAAAUCGCGUAUCUUGAAUUUUAGACCGUCAAGAGUGUCCAAUCUGCGAAAGAAACCUAUUGGCGACAUGAUUGAGAAUAAACAGCCUUCCCAAUCGGAUAUAAGCGGUAGCACAAUUGCAAGUCCUCCUAGCUUGAGCAACACAUCAAAAGAAAAAAUUAAGACAGAGGUCAAAUUCAAGGUAUUGGAUGCUCCAGGGCUGAGAAACGAUUUUUAUGCCAAUGUAGUUUCUUGGGGCAGAAAGAGUGAUCGGAUUGCUGUAGGACUGGGGACUGUGGUUUACACCUGGAGCAACAAAACUGGCACAACACCACUGCAGACGAUAGAGGAGGUGAUUUCAUGCGUUUCAUAUAGUUACAACGAUAUCUUGGCUGUUGGAACAAAAACGGGCCGAGUUAUCAUAUACUCUGAAAAUGCAAGAACCAUCAACACAACAUCAAUCCUUAGGCCCAGCACAGGGAUUUGCUGUAUCUGUUGGAUCAAAGGCACAAACUCAUUUUUUGCAGGAGAUGAUCUAGGAGAAGUCACACUAUACGAGUUGAUUGAGAUAGAAAAUGGGCCGAAUUCACCUCAAUAUCGACUCACAGUGGGGUGCUCUUUCAAAUGCAAUGAACAGCAAAUCUGUGGUAUUGACAUAAGUCCGGACCGACAACAAGUGACCGUUGGAGGAAAUGACAAUUGCUGUACUAUCUGGGAUAUUAGAGAUCUGCACAAGCCCGUCCUAAAAUCUUGCCUUCCUCAUCAAGCAGCCGUCAAAGCCAUCGCGUAUUGUCCAUGGAUGCCACAUCUACUAGCCACUGGAGGAGGAUCUAAAGAUCGGAACAUCCGAUUCUGGCACACAAACACAGGGACUCUUCUCGACAAAAUUCAGACCAAGGGACAAGUUACGUCUUUAAUCUGGUCUAAGUCGAGGAAGGAAAUACUCGCAACCUUUGGAUUUGGUGACAACACAGAAAAGCCUAUUUUGAUAUCUGUUUAUUCGUAUCCAUCAAUGAAGUUGCAAGUCAAGCUGGCAUCGACAUCAAACAUUAGGGUAUUGAGUGCAGUUUCUUCCCACGACUCAAAAUCAAUUUGCACCGCAAUUAGCGACCAAUCUGUCCGGAUCUAUUCCAUUUGGAACUCUAAAUAUGACUUGACCAAUGGUGAAUACGAUAGCGGACUUUUUGGCAGCGAGCUCAUCGAGCUCGAAGAAGGGGUUGAUAGCAGCUUCGAGAUUAUAAGAUGA
Ogataea angusta is the source of this 1662-nucleotide messenger RNA. RefSeq lists its product as uncharacterized. The record is from RefSeq and is a predicted model, not a curated record. Lineage: Eukaryota; Fungi; Ascomycota; Pichiomycetes; Pichiales; Pichiaceae. Gene Ontology annotation, cellular component: anaphase-promoting complex. The coding region runs from base 1 to 1662 and encodes 553 amino acids. Gene Ontology annotation, biological process: positive regulation of ubiquitin protein ligase activity; anaphase-promoting complex-dependent catabolic process; positive regulation of anaphase-promoting complex-dependent catabolic process. Gene Ontology annotation, molecular function: ubiquitin ligase activator activity; anaphase-promoting complex binding; protein binding. The transcript has a single exon.